Exaiptasia diaphana is the source of this 1525-nucleotide messenger RNA. RefSeq names its product lymphocyte expansion molecule. Lineage: Eukaryota; Metazoa; Cnidaria; Anthozoa; Actiniaria; Aiptasiidae. The transcript has 10 exons. Bases 98 to 1306 code for a protein of 402 amino acids. The record is from RefSeq and is a predicted model, not a curated record.
CAACUAAAUCAUUCAAUGAAUCUUGGCGCCUCGUUACAUUGUAAUGACAAUUAUAUCUAAUAGACUUAAAGGACAGUCUUUUUAAGGGAAAAACCAUAUGAAUAUGACUCARAAGAAGUAUUCUGGUGCACCAUUUGGUGUUCAAACGCCAAGGUUCAAUGUUUCAUCCAUUCAUCCAAAAAGUAAAACUCCAGGUACUUUCACUCAGGUUGCAUAUGACAAGAAGAGUAUGUCAGACGUGAGACGUAAACUAGGUCCAGGCUCAUAUAAUGUGAAUAUUGGUGGAUUCAGUUCAAAAGCUGUCAUGGAAAGGUCAUCGGGACCUGGCUGGGAAAGAUCUUAUGAAACUUCUAAAAUGGCAAAGAUUCCACACCUACUWUACAAAGAACAGUGGAAAAAGAAGCAAUUACAAAAAAGAUUACUUGGUCCUGGAACAUAUAAUAUCAAAGACUUUAUUGAAAUAUCAUCAGAGAAACCUAARAGCGUCCGAGGAAUAUGUGAAACAAGGGCUCCACGAUUCGAAAAUGUCGAAGAGAAUGGUGUACCUGGUCCCGGGACSUACGGUAACGGUGGAAUACCAAGUGCAGUUUUAGAAGAAAAGSAAACACURUCUGCAUCAAAUAUUGGCUUACUCGACUCCGGAAAAUCCUACAAGCGACAGCUACCUGAAGUUGGAAGCCAUCUUUGUCCAGGCCAAUACGAGAUGAAUAGCUUUACCGAUGAAUURUCCAAUAGAGUGAUCAGUAAACGAGGUCCUUAUGAUUUAUUCACGGGAGAGAGACAUGAACCAAUACAAGUCGGCUACUUUGCAGUGCCUCUGAAGCAAAAACUAGGRCCCGGUGAAUACGAUCUGAAGUCGUUCUUAGAUGAGAACAUUGGAGAACACAAGGCACGUCAUGGUCGAUUCUUGAAGGUGGAAAGAUUUCCCGAGUUUCCUAAAGACAGAAUAUACUGUUGUACACUUAGUCAAUGUCCCAGAGAACCGAGUGAGCCUGGGCCUGGAGCCUAUUCAGUUCAAGCGCUUACAAAGCCCGAGGCACAAAAACGACCGCCAUUUGGUUCAUCGGCAGAACGCAUGGACAAACACGCCCGUAGGUUCUUCCUUGGGAAUUAUAAUCCAGUGGGUCCUGGGCGAUAUAGUCUUAACCGGUACGAUCUAGCUCAACACGUUAAUGGUCAUCAAAGUGCUUUUGACUCGAGAACCAGAAGGUCGGACUUGGCGCGCGAUAAAUAUAUGGCAGAAAGAAUACGACAAAAGGACGUUAGACCAGAAGACAAAGUAUACAUCGUACCGAUGACUGCGUAAUAGCAGACGAAUUCUAACCUAUGGGCUCCCUGUGUUGGUAGCCGGACCAGUUGAACAAUCACAUUUGAAUUACUAUUUUCUUGGAAUAUAAUGUUUGUAAAUAUACAACUGAUAUUGGUUCCAAAGUUUGAAAAAAAUUGUGUGUAAUAUUGGGUGAAAAGGCUAUUGGUUUGUACAAAAUAAUUUUCUUCAAAUAAAUUAAUGAAAGACCUUAAAAAA